Ctenocephalides felis (cat flea) is the source of this 420-nucleotide messenger RNA. RefSeq lists its product as uncharacterized. The transcript is spliced from 4 exons. NCBI's taxonomy places the organism in Eukaryota, Metazoa, Arthropoda, Insecta, Siphonaptera, Pulicidae. The coding region runs from base 94 to 420 and encodes 108 amino acids. The record is from RefSeq and is a predicted model, not a curated record.
GUUAAUUCGUAUAAAAAGUUAUGAGUGUUAAUAUUUAAAUAAACUUUAAAUUAAUUGCACUUUAAAAGUUAAUUUUAAAAGUGUUUUGGCAAAAUGAAGACGGAUUUUGGAAAUGGUGCCAGUGUUGCAGUAAAAGGGGCUGAUGUCCGUCGUAGAAGAACAGGAAACUUCUCCAUAACUCCAACGGAAGGCAGUGAACUGGUCUUCGAGAAUACUAAAUUUUUAAAUACAAAAGUCAUGGGAAAACGUAAAAUCUCGAACGAAGUCCUACCUCAAGGCUCUGCCGGCGUUUUCCGACAGAAGUCAUUCGCAACAUGUGACCGGCAGCUGACAUCGGUAAAAUCUCGAACGAAGUCCUACCUCAAGGCUCUGCCGGCGUUUUCCGACAGAAGUCAUUCGCAACAUGUGACCGGCAGCUGA